UAACCUCUCUGUUGCUUUGUCUUUCAUCUGCUCCAGAUGACCCGCCCCAUCCAGGUGAAACCGGCAGACAGCGAGAGCCGUGGAGAAGACAGGAAGUUGUUUGUCGGGAUGCUGAAUAAACAGCAGACUGAGGAGGAUGUUUAUCGUCUCUUUGAGCCCUAUGGAGUCAUCGAGGAGUGCACGGUCCUAAGAGGUCCUGACGGAAACAGCAAAGGUUGCGCCUUCGUCAAGUUUUCUACGCACACCGAGGCUCAGUCUGCAAUCGGCGCCCUGCACGGCAGCCAGACCAUGCCAGGCGCUUCUUCCAGCUUGGUGGUCAAGUUUGCCGACACAGACAAGGAGCGCACCAUCAGACGUAUGCAGCAGAUGGUAGGGCAGUUUGGCAUCUUUAAUCCAGCCAUCGCCCUUCCCUUUAGCACCUACAGCUCUUACGCACAUGCGCUCAUGCAGCAGCAGGCAGCCAUCAUGGCAGCAACCCAUGGAGGUUAUAUCACGCCUAGCGUGGCCUUCCCUGCCACGCAGAUCCACCAGAUGGGGGCGCUCAACAUCAACAGCCUCCCACCCACUCCCAUGACCCCGGUGUCGGGUGAGUUUCAUCAAACCCUGGCAGGCCUCAGCUCUCCGCCAGCCAACAUCACCACCUCCGCCGUGCCCAGCAUCGUCACUCCCAUCGUCAACGGAUUCACCGGCAUCCCUCAUCAGCCCAACGGGCACCCCGCCGUGGAGACGGUGUACACCAAUGGCCUGCCGCCCUACUCCACCCAGAGCCCCACCGCCGCUGACACCCUGCAGCAAGCCUUCACCGGCGUUCAGCAAUACACAGCAAUCUACCCAGCCACCACGCUGACUCCCAUCGGCCAAACACUGCCCCAGCCGCCCCAGGUCAUCCAGCAGCAGCAGCAGAGAGAAGGUGAGGGUCCAGAGGGGUGUAAUCUCUUCAUCUACCACCUGCCGCAGGAGUUUGGAGACAAUGAACUCAUGCAGAUGUUUUUGCCCUUUGGUACAGUCAUCUCUUCUAAGGUCUUCAUGGACCGGGCGACCAACCAGAGCAAGUGCUUCGGUUUUGUCAGCUUUGACAACCCUGCUAGCGCACAGGCAGCUAUUCAGGCCAUGAACGGUUUUCAAAUCGGGAUGAAGAGGUUGAAAGUCCAGCUAAAGAGACCGAAGGAUGCCAGCCGCCCUUACUGACACAGCCUACCUUCAGUAUUCACUGCAGCAGCACAGACUUUAGAGGACACACGUGAAGAUAUCUGGGAGGAGGUCAGCUUUUUUUCUUUGAGAGCAAGCAUAUGUUUUAAAAAAAUCAACACGUGAGGAGUUUUUUGGGAGACAUAUCAACACUUAUCAACACAUGAGGAUGCAGGUUAGAGCAGCAACAGGAGGUGUGGGAAAGGGAAGGAGGAGAAACGGCGCUUCGAUGGGGACGUAACAGCAACAGAUGGCACAGGACAGCGAGAAGAAGGAAAACCUGGAAAAGAGACUCGACGGGACUGAACAACAGAACUUUUUCUUGUUAAGACUUGAAUUGUUAAGUAAGCAACAAACAAAAAAAGCAGCAACAACAAAUAGAUUUCUAUAUACAUAUUAUAUACACACAUAUAUAUAUAUAAAUAUAUAUAUAUAAGGAACAAAGAGGCGCUUGUGGCUUUUACUGGACAAAUGAGGGUUAAAACUUGAAGAUAAAAAAACAACAGUGGAGAAAAGAACCAAUUCUACACGUCCACUGACAGACUUUCUUUCUCUUUCCCUCUUUCUCUUAUUCUCUCACCGUCUCUCAGCAAGCGCAGAACUAUGACUCUUGGAGGUCACUGAGGUUUCCAAUAGCAAAAGUAGAACUGCAAUUCUUUCACCCCUAAGGGACCAAAGGACCAAACAUUUUUAUUGUUCUGAACAGCGAUAUAUAUAGUAUUAAUAAUACUAAUACUACAAACUACUACUAAUAAUAUUACAAGUUAAACUUAAGAAGAAACACUAGCUUCAGGUUGAAAAAAAAAAAAGAACAAGGGUUUUUUUUUUUUUUUUUGGUUUCCUUUUACCUUUAUAGCUACCGGGUUGGAGAAUAAUAAAAGAAAAAACAGAAAAUGUAUUAAAAAAACCAUAAAUAAAUGAAGCUGUACUAUUUUAGCAGUAUAGAAGAUAUGGGUUAGGCAUUGUGUCGGGCAUGUUCAGAUAUGUUUAUUUAUUUAUUUUUAUUUUUGUCCUGAUACAUCAGCAUUCCCAGCAUUUCAUCUCAGAAGCAUGAUCUUUGUGUUUUUGAGUCAAAAAUGGGAAACAAAAGCGUCGAAGCAAAGGAAGGACAACACAACCUCAAACAGGACCACAAAUACCGACCUCGGUUCAAUUCAAAAUCCUCGAUCUUCACUGCGAAUCAUUAGUUAAACGCCUCGACGGGGCAGAUGGUCUGACCGUGAACCACUGUGGCGAAAGUGCCACCUGUUGGGUCGCCGAUGGGUCGAGCCCUCGCCCACUGCUAAGCCGCUCCAGCUGCUUCCAGCAGCAGGUGAGAGCGGGAACGCCCGCCCUCCCGUCACUUUUCCUCCUUCACGUCAAAGUACCAGCGUUACUGUCUAUUAACAGGGAUCAUCAGUGGAUGAGGGAGCCCUGAAACUAAACCAGGACAUAAUUACAAUAAUGAUAAUAUUGAUCAGAUGGAAGCGGCACUGCAGGGUCAGAGAUGCACAAUCGAUUGUCACAUUGGCAUUUCGAAGAAGCUUGACUGAGUGACAGAGCUGAUCUGAGUCUCACUGGAGUUUUUUUUGUCUCCCUUCAUAGAGUGCUUGCAAAAGUGUUCAUACUUAACAUGUUUUAGCAUGAAAACAUGCUUAGGAUUUCUGCCACAGGAAAAAAAAAAAAAACACAGUCAGGAUGUCGAGUGAAAACUUAAUACCCAAACUACCACAAACUUCACCUUAAAAUGGGCCGUUCUAAUAUUUUUAUCUAAAUAAUUAUUUUCUUGCUAUAGCUGUAUAUUUGAUGAUGUCCCAGGUUUUCUUGUAGAUUGGAGUCUGCAUUUAAAGACACCUCAGCUGUUUUUAUUUUGUUUGGGGUUUUUUAGGUUCUUAAUUGCGCAUUAUAAUUGCACAGUUAGAGCUCAUACACAGUGAAAGACAGCUUGGCAUUAUCAGCUACUGCAGGUCAAAUUCAGACCAAAAUGAUCCAUCAAUUAGGGAGCAGGAGGCCUAGAAGCGCUGCUACCGUCAGCGAUGGUCACACACAGCCCCGGUGCGGUGAUGUCGUGGCACGGCAUGCUCUGUGAGAAACGAUUAAUCAACUAAAACAGAGUCAUCCUGAUCCGAGAAACGCAUUCGGUUGAUCUGAGAUGAAAUCUUUGUCUUCAAAGGCUUCUUAGUGAAGCUUUCUCUCUCUGUUUUUUUUUUCCUCUCCUUAAAUGCCAUUCCAUGACUCAGUUUGCUCUUUGAAGCAUUUUGCCCCCUCAGGACUCACUGAGAUUUCGGCGCUUUCAUCGACGUUCCAAACUUUAGGCACAUCAGCACUCCGGACACUGCACCGCAGCACUCGUCCUGCAGAGACUUCAGACAAAAAGUGACGACCUUGCCUCUGUGGUUUGGUUACAACAAAAAUGUUUCCACCAGAGCGACUCUCCAGAUCCUGACGACUGUACGCCUGCGUUUGAUUACUUUUGGCUCAGCUGCUCUUUAUCCUCAUGUGAUUCCUGCUCCACUGGAUCAAAGUUAUUAUUAUUAUUAAUAUAAGAAAGACGGAGCAGGAAUCUCAGUAGGUUCUCACUGCUGUUCAUUGUACGUUGCUCUGCUGCCAGCAGUGUUUAGAUGCUGUGCGAUGGUGUUUUGUUACAUAUGCCUUUUCUCAUCAUGAAUUGCCAAAUUAUGCAAGCAUAUCCAUUGCAGUUCCUCAUCAGAUUUUAAAUAUGUGCCAGAUUUCCUUAAAAUGUAGUCUUAUAAAUAUACUUAUUUUAGAAAACUCUUUAGCAGAUUGAAAUAUUUGAUUUUGUGAUAUAGGAUACCACUGUAGGAAAAGGGUCAGCUCCCCCUGAAAUGAUAUACGAUAUAGAUUUCCUGUGAAAAGGUUAGAUUUCUUAUAUAUUUGCCAGAAGACAGCUCCUUUCCCUCGGCGAGUAAAUGUGAGUUUCCAUGCUUGCUGUCAGGGCGAAGCAGCUUUAGGAAGCUGUGAUAUAUGCCCUGCUUCCUCUAGGCCAUCCAGAGCCUUAUAAACCCCUGCCAAAAUAUAUCUUUCUCAUAGGAUUUCUCCUCAAGAGAGUUUUUUCUUUUUUUUUUAAUUAUUAAAAUCAAAUUAGAUUUUGCCUUGAAAACAGCUUGAGAAAAGCAAAUUAAAGAUGACAGAUGGAGCUGAAAUGCAAUGCUUUUGAAUUAUGUUAAGUUCUUUGAUGCCCACUCUUAGAAGGAAUAGGAAAUAAAAGCAUAU
This is a messenger RNA of Poecilia latipinna (sailfin molly), 4401 nucleotides long. RefSeq names its product CUGBP Elav-like family member 5. The coding region runs from base 37 to 1188 and encodes 383 amino acids. The transcript has 10 exons. The record is from RefSeq and is a predicted model, not a curated record. Lineage: Eukaryota; Metazoa; Chordata; Actinopteri; Cyprinodontiformes; Poeciliidae. Gene Ontology annotation, molecular function: RNA binding.